Dendronephthya gigantea is the source of this 817-nucleotide messenger RNA. RefSeq names its product N-glycosidase YbiA-like. The transcript is spliced from 2 exons. NCBI's taxonomy places the organism in Eukaryota, Metazoa, Cnidaria, Anthozoa, Malacalcyonacea, Nephtheidae. The coding region runs from base 162 to 812 and encodes 216 amino acids. The record is from RefSeq and is a predicted model, not a curated record.
GCACGUGACCUAGCCUUUGAACUCUGAAAGGUCUCAAGCAAAUUAUUCAUUUUGUAAUUACACGAACGAAUCGAUUAUGCUUGCUAAGCAUUAGAAUGCGGUUCAAACGUAUUAUUAUUGAAUAUUUAGAACUAUAUUAAGUGGUGCAAUAGCGACACUUUAUGACAUUUAAUCAACUCGGGGCUCUUCUUCGUAUUCAAAGAAAUCUCAUAAACAUUCAAAUACAUCGUUCUCAAGAUCACCGCGUUGCUCGACCUAUUUCCAAUAUGGCCGACCAAAAUGGCCCUAUCACUUUCAAUUCUCGAUCAAAGGCUCCUUAUAAUCAAUUAUCGAAUUUCUACGAGGCGAAAAUUGAAAUGCCCGAAGGAGUGUUCGCCUCGGUCGAACAUUAUUUUCACGCGACGAAGUUUAUCGAUAAAGAUCAUCCAAGAUUUGAAAUUCAUGGAGAUCUCGGCGAGCAAAGUCACGAGUCUGGCAGUUGGAAGCCAAGUGUCUCCAAAGGACGAUUUAUCAAGUCCGCAGGUGGGAAGGAUGGUACCAAGAAAUAUGCAUUGACGUUGCGAACUGGUGGACUGGAACGAAUGUGGGCAAAACAGAAAAUGAAAGAAGGUUUGCGAAAGAAAUUCAAAGCCGAGCCAUUCAGGGAGUUACUUUUGAAAACGGGCAGACGCGUGUUGGUGCACACACCCAUGAGGGGGAAAACAGAUUUCUGGAGUGGAAGAGUGGACAAGAAAGAUGGACAAAAAAUCGUAGGAGAAAAUAAUAUGGGGAAAUUAUUGAUGGAAGUACGGGAGGAGUUGAAUGAAAUAUGAAGCAG